This is a messenger RNA of Symphalangus syndactylus (siamang), 1486 nucleotides long. RefSeq names its product killer cell immunoglobulin-like receptor 2DS2. The record is from RefSeq and is a predicted model, not a curated record. Gene Ontology annotation, biological process: immune response-regulating signaling pathway. Gene Ontology annotation, cellular component: plasma membrane. NCBI's taxonomy places the organism in Eukaryota, Metazoa, Chordata, Mammalia, Primates, Hylobatidae.
AUGCGCUGCGCAGGGAGCCUGGGCGAUCCGCAGAGGGCAGAGAGCAGCGAUGUCUACCACAGCUUCACUCCCAGGAAACGCGCUGUAUCUGCACCGUCCAGUAGGGAUGGCAUCAGGCACCUCAGUCCUGAUCAUCGGCAAUACGAACGUCAGACAGGAAGCCUUGUGUCUUAUUUGGAGGAAGAUGCAGACCUGUGGAAGGAUUUUGACCAGGGCCAGAAACAGAGAUUCUGCCUCCACGCUUUUAGCGAGAGCAAACAUUGGAGGAAAUUCACAGGUUUCAGCCUAAGACACGGAGGCCAUAUUACGGACAGUGGAGCUUCAGCAGGCGUGUUCACAAAACCUUCCAUCUUAGCGCACCCAAGCUCCCUGGUGCACGCAGGAGCCAGGGUGAGCCUGCGCUGUCACUCAGAACUGGCCUUUGAUGAAUUUGUCUUAUACAAAGAGGGGCACACACAGUAUUCCCAGCAGUAUGGUAAGAUGAUCCAGGCUGGACAUCACUCCUUCAAGGCUGUCUUUUCCGUGGGUCCUAUAACGCCUGCCCAUGCAGGAGCCUGCAGGUGCUGUGGUUGUUUCAGUCACUCCCGCUAUGUGUGGUCGGCUCCCAGUGACCCUCUGGACAUUGUGAUCACAGGAAAAUACAAAAAGCCCUCUCUCAUCACCCACGAGAAUGCCAUGGUGGAUCCAGGAGAUACAGUGACCUUGUUCUGCAGCUCCGAGAUCCCAUUUGACAAGUAUCAUCUAUCCAGGAAGCAGGAGGCUGGUGGUCACUGGCUCAGUGGAGGGCAGAGUCACAGUGGAACAUUCCAGGUCAACCUUCCUCUGUGCCUUGUGUCCCCAACCUCUAGUGGGAGCUACAGAUGCUAUGGUUCUUUCAAUGAGUCUCCCUAUGAGUGGUCAGCCCCCAGUAACCCACUGCACGUUUCUGUCACAGGAAUCCCUGAGAGUACUUGCCUGACAACCACGGAAUCAACCCCUGAAACCGAUGAGAAUACCACAUAUUCCAGCCCUGCUGUGAAGGAAAGGUGGAAUCAGAGAUGGGGAAUCUUCAGCUCAGAUAGGAGACACGCAGAAAGGUUUGCAUGUGGAAGUGCCAGCCUGUCAGCCUCUCCAGAGGCUCCAGAAGUGAGGCAGUCAGAAGGAAAAAUGACAGAUGAACAUAAUGCAUUGGGUUCAAUGGGCCAGGGCUGGAAGCAGCCACCUCCCCUGGGCAAAGCCUCAAUUUCAUAGAUCUUCUCAGCAUGGAGAGCUCACAAGUAUUGGAGGAUUGAGAGAAUGGGGUGUCUGGAAUAACGUAAAGCAACCGGAAGCUUGAUUCACCCAGAUGGGUAACCUGAGGAUAUGCCCUCCUAUGGAUCAGCUCAGGAAUUCCACGCUGGCUUCAACACAAAGGCCUUUUCACUUGUGCUUGCUGUCAUUCAGAUUCCCAUUAAAGAUGUGUGUUUUUAAUUAAUCACUUCAAAUAAAACCUUGACAUUAUUUUGCA